Messenger RNA from Lucilia cuprina (Australian sheep blowfly), 778 nucleotides. RefSeq lists its product as uncharacterized. Bases 153 to 698 code for a protein of 181 amino acids. NCBI's taxonomy places the organism in Eukaryota, Metazoa, Arthropoda, Insecta, Diptera, Calliphoridae. The transcript has 4 exons. The record is from RefSeq and is a predicted model, not a curated record.
GAAUUAUUAAAAUAGCUUAAUGAAUUAAAUUAAAAAUGUGAUUAAAUAUUGCAAUUAAAUUGCAUUUAAAACUAGAUUAAACAAUAUGAAAUUUUCAUAUAAAAACGUUAAAAUCGUUUUUGAGUUUUCAGUCUUACUAGUAGACCUCUAAAAUGAUUACUGCAAAACUAUAUAUCGUUGGUGUUAUUAUAAUAUUGAUCAAGCUUACAGCAAUAAAGGCAGAGGUGGAUUGUAGUCAAGAUCCACCUCUUAUGAAUUUCAAUUAUUGCUGUGAAUUAUCAAAUGUUUUAUCGCCUGAAGUGAAAAAUAAAUGUAUUGAAUUAGAAUAUGGUGAUAACAAUGAUUCCACCACACAUAAACCUUGUUUCCUUUCGUGCGUUAUUAAUCAAACUGGCAUUUUAGUUAAUGAUGAAUUACAACUGGAUAAUUUGGAUACUUAUUUAUAUAAAGCGUUUGUUAAUUCCGAAAAUGUGGAGUUCUUGAGAAAAAAAUAUAUAUAUUGCAAUGAAAAACGUCGAGAAUUUUUAUUAAAUAUGACCGAUGCUAAUGAUGAUUCAAAGGACUGUGAACCUAAGCACUUUGCCAUAUUAUUGGGAUGUGUUAAUGAACAAGCCUUUAUCGACUGUCCAGAUUCUUCUUGGUUAAAUAUCGAAAAUUGCAAUAUAUCACGUGAUUAUGUAAAACAAUGUCAAUCAUAAGGAAUUUAUGAAAAUUAAUUGUAUGAUUGCAAAUUAACAAAAAUAAAUUUUUGGGGUGUUAUUCAUAAGCAUUUAUCAAA